This is a messenger RNA of Paraglomus occultum, 705 nucleotides long. NCBI's taxonomy places the organism in Eukaryota, Fungi, Glomeromycota, Glomeromycetes, Paraglomerales, Paraglomeraceae. The record is from the annotation of a GenBank genome assembly.
AUGAACGAACAUCUUACUUCGCGAAGAAAAGCAGAAAUAGAUAAUGCAACACCCCGUCAUAAACUCAUGACAUAUUGGGGUUACAAAUUCGAGAAUCUCUGCACAGUUUCCGUGCAGCCAUCAGAAAUUACGUCAUCUGAUCACCCUGAACUUCUCUCACGAAAGUCAAGCGUAGUAAAUAACAAUGUCCAGUAUUGCUCUGUGGCAAAAGCUGCUUUGGGAAAAAAUAAAAUAAUUAUAGGCGCAGAAGUUGAUUGUUUAAGUGAUGUGAAGCCUGAAAAGGGUGGGAAUCCGAUUGACAAAUAUAUUGAAUUGAAGACUUCGAAAGUUAUGACAAGGGAUAAAGACAAGAUUAACUUUGAAAAAUAUAAGCUCAUUAAAUACUGGACCCAAUCGUUUCUGAUCGGUAUUCCACGAAUAAUAGUUGGAUUCCGAGACGACAAUGGAUUCGUAAAGCAUUUGAAAGAAUAUAAAACGUUAGAGAUCCCGCGUAUGGUCAGAGGAAAGCGGAACAUGUGGGAUGCAAACGUUUGUUUGAAUUUUGCAAACAACUUUUUAUCAUGGCUGAGGACUGUUAUAGUAGAAGAUGAUCCGAGAGCUAGCUAUUUGAUACGGUUUAAGGAGCCAUUUAGGGAAAUAGAAGUAAUUUUUAUGGGUUGUAAUGGAACAGCAGCGGUAAAUGAGAGGUUUUUAGGAGUGCUAUGA